Molecule: messenger RNA, 691 nt
Organism: Neolamprologus brichardi
Lineage: Eukaryota; Metazoa; Chordata; Actinopteri; Cichliformes; Cichlidae
Source: RefSeq, a predicted model, not a curated record
UACAUGCGUCGGUGCGUCAGUGUUGCUGGAUGCAUUAUAAAUGUUUAGUGUCCAGGUGUGGAGUUGAGCGUUUGUUGUUGGUGGGUGUAAAGAAACUACUGACUGAAGUCCACAAGAAGAUGAUGUUGGAGGAAGAGGAGGACAGUCCAGAGUCUGCAGGAUCCAGCCGUCCGUCUGUGACCAGUGACCGGUCCAAAGGUCACAAUCCAAACUUCAGUGAUGAAACUGGACCAUCGAGAGGUCAGAGGUCCCCGUCUGGAGGAUCCAGCCGUCUGUCUGUGACCAGUGACCGGUCCAAAGGUCACAAUCCAAACUUCAGUGAUGAACCUGGACCAAUGAGAGUGGACCAGGAGAGCUCAGAGCUUCCCAGUGGUCAGUCUGCCCAGCAGCAUCAAACACACCUGGACUCCAUAUUUAUGCUGCUGGAGGACAACAUCAUCACUUUUGUGAAGAAUGAGCUGAAGAAGAUCCAGAAGGUUCUGAGUCCAGAUUACCCCGAAUGCUUAGAGAGUCAGAGAAACAGCAGCAGCGAGGCAUUUGUGAAGAUCACACUGGACUUUCUGAGGAGAAUGAAGCAGGAGGAGUUGGCUGACCAUCUGCAGAGCAGUAAGAGGAUAUCUCUGAAUAUUUAAGCUCUCUCAAGAGAUGAAUAACAUUUGUUCAAAAAAAGUUGUCAUAUGGUAUUUGUAAA